Molecule: messenger RNA, 1171 nt
Organism: Rhodofomes roseus
Lineage: Eukaryota; Fungi; Basidiomycota; Agaricomycetes; Polyporales; Fomitopsidaceae
Exons: 2
Coding region: 110-694 (194 amino acids)
Biological process (GO): mycotoxin biosynthetic process
Source: RefSeq, a predicted model, not a curated record
GGAUGAGCCCAUCAGGCCUCAGGUCUUGACUCGAGCAGAAUAAAAGGGGGACUAAGAACGACACACUAGCUAUUGAAUUCCCUAAACCCACCCUCCGAGCUUCUAGGCUAUGCAGUUCCGCCUCUAUCGAGAGAGACCCGUCCUCGCCGUCGCAUCGGUGCUUAUGCUCAUCUCAGCCAUGUGGAAAGUAGCGGUUUUGAGCCGUAUGCGAGCACGUAUCGAGCUGGACACUGCUCCUAUCACACACAAAUCAGCUGAAGUCUCCGCAUGGAACAUAAAACGCAGACAUGUCCUACUGGAGUUCGACAACGGAGUCAGAUACGGACUGGAUGCCGUUCGCGAGUGGAACACCCUUGUACCGGGAAACGGGCUGGUGUACAUGGGUGCUGGGGCCGAACGCAAGCCGUACAUGGUCUCCAUGUUCCACGAGCUGCGCUGCCUUGACUUCAUCCGAUCGCAAAUCAUCAUUCCCGCGGCGGAUCGUGACAUGCAGCUUGCACAACAUUGCCUGAACUACGUUCGACAGAUGGUUCUCUGUCGAGGAGACACAUACCUAGACCCAUAUCAGUAUCCAUCUCACAUUGCGACGAUUGAACCUUUCGUCGGGCGCAAAUGUCUGGACUGGAAUGCAGUAUACGAAGCUGCAGAGUCUAACCAGAGGGAGCGGCCAAGUUCAAUGGACCAUAAUGAGUAGAAACCGGCCGUCCCUAGUGGGCAACACGGAAGGUUCGGAAGCAUAUCACUAUACCGCAGAUAUCAUGUGCUAAUAGACACAAUUUCUUAGUAUUACACACCUGUCGCACCUCGCGCAUGCAGCGACGACGUCUGAGAGGAGUUGAUGCCUCCCAGUGAGGCAACUAAAACAGCGCGCGUGAAGGAUCACUAGGUACUGAUUCUCAGCAACAUAAGUCACAAUACUAGUAGAAGCCCACGUACUACUUAGUAUCACUAGUGAUCACUCAAUAUCACGGAGCUGCGCUAUAGCGUACGCCGUGACGGCGUGUGGACGGCAUCCAACAUUUGUCAGUCUCACGGAGUGACGGAACAGCCUGAGUAUGUUAUGAUAUCUGCUUGGACAUCAGCCAGCGCCGCUUUAGCGCUCAGAUCUCAGAUCUAGUCGUGGGCGUCACGUUAGGCUUGGAAGAUGAUGAGUAGGAGGCUGGAGGAGGAG